UAGACCUCUGACUGUAUCUGGUUAGUCCAUUGUCACCGGCUAAUAAUCUUUCCUUUUGAGUGCACAGAUGCAUGACCCUACACUCCACGCAGCAGCUUUCUUUUGGUAAGGGGGCGUAACGUGAUUCCCAAGGCAACUGUUGCCACCGCACAACACUGGGCGAAUGCAUAGGCAUGUCAUGGUUUAAUCUCUAACUAGCACCAGGACAUUAAUUACCUAUAUUAACAUUUGGAGUUGUGUUAUGAUUUUCUGUCAAUAGAAUAGCAACUUUAAGAAUUAGAUAAAUAGUGCAGGAUUUCAACACUUUGGAAAGUUUCAUUCCACACAACGGCUGGACUUCUCUGGUGGGCAUACAGAACUACAGAAUGAAACUACCAGCCAUCUCUAUACCUUCCACAUCAGUGUGUAUUGCUCAAGAUACAACUCCUGUCCGGCAGAGUCGCAGCCUGGUGGUCACUCCCAUGACAUUUCCCAUCAUCUCAGACUCCGCUCGGCUAUGGACAAGCAAUCAGAGUAUUCCAAGACUGAACCCUUUGCAUCCACCUUUGGUCCAUAAACGCACCGUCAGUCUGGAGACGCCAGCUGUUCACCACCACAACCACCAGAGGACACUUAUCUUGCAAAGGAGAGAGUAUUACAGGUAUCAUCAAGUGUGGCGAAAACCCUUUUAUGGAACCAGCAGUGAGAGAGAAGAGUACAGGAAAGAGCUCCGAGAGCAGUUGAAGAGACAAAUACAGGAGAAAUGUGUAGCACUGAAGCUGCAGCUGGCCAGUAAAGUGAAGGAAGCAGAUUAUUUACGAGAAGUGGACCGCCUUGCCCUGUCCAGUGAAAGAGAGCAAAGGAUCCAGCACAGCAAAGCAAUGACAUCUUACAGAGACGAGAACAAGAGGCUAAUGGAGCAGUCCUGGAGGGACAGAGCACUAACACGCUCUCAGGAGGCCCUGAAGGAGAGAGAGCUACUGUGCCUCAACCCCAUUAACUGGAGUGGAACACUGAAAUAGGUUGAACCUUAACACCCAGAGUAAAAACCUCAGACUCAGGCUGAAACUGAAAAGCAAACCAAAUUAAGCUUCAUCUUUCUUCUGAAUACAUAUGAAUGUUGAUGUAUUUGCAAUCUUGGGGGGGGGGGGGGGGGUUUCCAUGGAAUCUCCUUCCUCAUCAAAAGCUGGUGCCUGCUUUACCCACAAUGUAACUCAACCACAUUUGAGUAUGUUAGGCUAGUAGCAGCUAUUACAGCCAGCCCCCCACCCCAGAUUUGUUUAUUUACAAACUUGUAGUCUUCAGCCCCAAACAUUAAAAAAUAAAAAUCCGGUUUCAUGCAGUUCCCUCUAGAGCUUUAUACAACUUUUUCCACAUAUGAAGUAGUACACCCCCAAGACCUGCAAAAAGAUCAGAAAAAUCAGUGGAGUUACCCUUUAAGGGUUUAUCCAGGUCACCAGUAAUUUAUGAUGCAACAUUUUACACAAUUGUAGAAACAAAUUUUCCACAUGUUGUUUAUGUAAAGAGCAGAGGAAACUUGACAAAAUGAAAUUUAAAAGAAUCUAAUGAAAAACA
Messenger RNA from Micropterus dolomieu (smallmouth bass), 1554 nucleotides. RefSeq lists its product as uncharacterized. The record is from RefSeq and is a predicted model, not a curated record. The transcript is spliced from 6 exons. NCBI's taxonomy places the organism in Eukaryota, Metazoa, Chordata, Actinopteri, Centrarchiformes, Centrarchidae. The coding region runs from base 366 to 1001 and encodes 211 amino acids.